AAUCAUUCGAUCGUCAAAUCGCUUCACAUUCAAGUCUUCGACAACAGCUCUCCAUCCUUUCGAACGCAUCCAUAACCAAUUUUCGAGCUCCUCUCAACCUACAGCAAACAUGGGAUUAGUCGACGCCCCCAACAGGGUGCCUCAGAAGCAGAGGAUGUACCAGCAAGCCUACCGCCAGCACACUCGAAUCUGGAAGAUCGCCCCCACAAGCAACUACCUACUAAUUCCAUACUACACCCUCCUUUGGGGAACAAUGGGAGCCUCCCUAUACAUGGUGGGACGCAAGGCCUUGGGCUACAACACAUGGUUUGGCAAGAACUAGACCAGAGAACUUGAGAUGGAAGAAUGAUGCCCUUUCAAGGACAAGAGACGAGAGGCCGGCCCAAGUGUCCUAUUAGGCCGAUGAAUAGACAGUCUUUAAACACAAAUUCUUAAGGAUUCUUGGUCCCAUUAGCUUCAUGAAUAUAAUGCCAGUUUAGGGAGGGAUCCCGCAGUUGUUGAAAU
Molecule: messenger RNA, 504 nt
Organism: Annulohypoxylon truncatum
Lineage: Eukaryota; Fungi; Ascomycota; Sordariomycetes; Xylariales; Hypoxylaceae
Exons: 4
Coding region: 110-322 (70 amino acids)
Source: RefSeq, a predicted model, not a curated record